Ananas comosus (pineapple) is the source of this 2173-nucleotide messenger RNA. RefSeq lists its product as uncharacterized. Lineage: Eukaryota; Viridiplantae; Streptophyta; Magnoliopsida; Poales; Bromeliaceae. The record is from RefSeq and is a predicted model, not a curated record. The coding region runs from base 1198 to 1692 and encodes 164 amino acids. The transcript has 2 exons.
CAAAAUGAGUUCAUGCCCGACUUUGAAGAUGUAGAUCACUUCGAUGAUAAUGAAGAGGAAGAUGAUGUCGCGGAAUUGAGCGCCAAAGGAAAAGGAAUUCAAAGCAAAAGUAGCGGAUGUAGUAUUGGUAGUAGUAAAAGUGCACUCAAAAAACCAAGGCAAAAGGGACCAAUGGACUUAUAUUUCACUCCCAAUGCAGAGAAGGUAAUUCGAGAUUGAAAGGAUGGAAAAAUGAAACAAACUACAAUCAAUGAAGUUUGUAGGAAAGAGUUGAGAGAAAAAGGGUGUAGGGAAAUAGCUAGAUGGUUUUAUGAUGCAGGAAUACUUUUCAAUGCUGCUAAUUAUGAUAGAGCUUUCAUGUAGCGCUCGAAUCUAUUGGACAAUAUGGUCCUGGUUUUAAGUCACCUUCUAUGUAUGAGUUACGGAUUCCUUUGCUUCAAAAGGAGGUUCAAGAAACGAAGAAUUCAUUGAAUAGGCACAUGGAAGAAUGGGCCAAGACUGGAUGUAGUAUAAUGUGUGAUGGAUGGACGGACAAGCGACAAAGGACCCUUAUAAACUUUCUUGUAAAUUCUCCAAUGGGAACUGUGUUUAUCGAAUCUAUUGAUGCCUCCAAUUACUCAAAAACUGGAGAAGAAAUGUUCAAGUUAUUGGAUAACAUGGUGGAGUGUAUUGGAGAGGCAAAUGUCGUUCAGGUUGUGACUGAUAGUGCAUCGAAUAAUGUGUUGGCUAGUAAGAAAUCUUGUAUAAAGUAUAUUAAUUUUGUUUUUGUAUGUACUUUAAUUUUACGUUAUUACAUGAAAUAUUUCUUUAACUUGAAAUAUGUGUGAAAUCUUAAUAGGGAAAUUAUUGGAGGCAAAACGACCAAAUUUAUAUUGGUCACCUUGUGCAACCCAUUGCAUUGAUUUGAUGCUUGAGGACAUUGGAAAGAUGCCUGAGAUGUAUAGAACAGUGAAAAGGGCAACAACAUUGGGUGGUUUUAUUUAUGCCCGCAUAAGCGUGGUCAACAUGAUGAGGCGUUUUACGGCCCAAAGAGAGUUGCUUAGGCCUGCUGUAACAAGAUUUGCAACGGCCUUUCUUACCCUUCAAUGGUUACAUAAGCAAAAGAGCAACUUUAGAAAGAUGCUCACAUCGGAUGACUGGACCAAAAGUAAAUGAGCAAAGGAACAAGCGGGCAAAAAUGCAGCUAGCAUUGUAUUGAUGCCCACAUUUUGGACUAGCAUUGCUUAUAUUCUUAAAACUUUUGGUCUUCUUGUUUGUGUGCUUCAACUAGUUGAUGGUGAAAAAAGGCCAGCAAUGGGCUAUAUUUACGAGGCUAUGGACAGAGCAAAGGAAGCAAUUGCCAAGUCUUUUAAAGAGAGGGAGGAGAAAUAUAGUGAAGUAUUCAAGAUCAUUGAUAAUAGGUGGCAAUGCCAGCUUCAUCGCCCUUUGCAUGCAGCCGGUCAUUUCUUGAACCCUGAAUUUUUUUAUUCAAAUUUUGAAAUUUACGGAGAUGAGGAGAUUAUGACCGGUUUAUAUCAAGCUUUGCAAAGAUUGGUUUCAAGUGCUCAAGAGCAAGAUAAAAAAUGCGAUCAACUAAGUGUAUAUCGUGAAGCACAUGGUCUUUUCGGAACUAAUAUGGCAAUUCGCCAAAGGAAAACAAAGUCACCGGCUGAAUGGUGGAAAUUGUUUGGAUCAUCAACACCAAACUUGUAAAAAAUUUGCAAUUAGGGUUCUAAGCCUCACUUGUAGUGCUUCCGGUUGUGAGUGAAAUUGGAGUGUAUUUGAACAUGUAAGUUAUCAAUAUUAAAUCAUCUUAUACAAGUAUAAUUAUGGUAUUUCAGUAUUUGAUAGUUUUAAGUUCUUAAUUUAAUAAAGUUGUUCGUUUCUUUUGCAGCUUCAUAGUAAGAAAAGGAAUAGGCUCACGCAAAAACGCUUAAAUGAUUUGGUGUAUGUGAGGUACAAUAGAUCAUUGAGGCGGCGUUAUAAAUUGCGUGACACUGUCGAUCCUAUCUCAAUGAGUGAAAUUGAUGACAGUAAUGAAUGGUUGAUUGGAAAAAUGGAUGAAGACGACAAUAAUGAGAGGGAAGAUGAGGAUGUUUGGGAAAAUGACACAUUGACAUGGAAUAUGGUAGCUAGAGCAGCAGGGGUGGAUCAGCCUACCCAUCAUACUAGAUCACGUAGUUCCACCAAGUAC